Messenger RNA from Oppia nitens, 1889 nucleotides. RefSeq names its product xylulose kinase-like. Gene Ontology annotation, biological process: D-xylose metabolic process; xylulose metabolic process. Lineage: Eukaryota; Metazoa; Arthropoda; Arachnida; Sarcoptiformes; Oppiidae. Gene Ontology annotation, molecular function: D-xylulokinase activity. The coding region runs from base 230 to 1846 and encodes 538 amino acids. The transcript is spliced from 4 exons. The record is from RefSeq and is a predicted model, not a curated record. Gene Ontology annotation, cellular component: cytosol.
CAAUCUAUGGCAUCAAUUGAUUAGUUUAUGUUAAAUAUAAUAAAUAUUUAAUCAAUCAUUUUAUGAUUUUUCUCGUUGUUAUCGAUCACUAAAAUAGUGAUUUCACAUAACCUUCAAAUGGCACACAAACUUAGUUUCUUUAAAUAUUUUACUUAACUUUUUUUAAAUAGAUUUUUCUGAUUUUUUUUUUAAAGAAAAUUUAAGUUUUGAAACCCAAUUGUUUUGCGAGAUGUUGGCCAACGACGAGUCAAAUGCCACUUAUCUUGGCUUUGAUUUAAGCACUCAACAGCUGAAGGCUAUAGCAAUAAAUGGCAGUUUGCAAGUGAUCCACGAGUCUUGUGUCCACUUUGACACCGAUUUACCCGAAUUCAGAACUCACGGCGGAGUCAACCAAAAUGCAGACCAACAGACAGUGACCGCACCGACUGUUAUGUGGAUUAAGGCGUUUGAUUUGAUAUUAGAGAGACUUAAGAUCAAUGGCAUUGAUUACAAUAUGAUUGUAGCCAUAUCUGGAUCGGCUCAACAACACGGAAGUGUCUACUGGAAGAAGGGAGCCAUCAAUACUUUGAAAAAUCUAAAGGCAGAUAACUUUUUACACAACCAAUUGUCUCAAUGCUUCUCAUGUCGUGAUUCACCCGUUUGGAUGGACUCAAGUACUACCAAACAGUGCAGAGAAUUGGAACAAUGGGUUGGCGGCGCACAGCAAUUGGCCGAUAUUACCGGUUCCCGAGCUUAUGAACGUUUUACUGGUAGUCAAAUCGCACGGAUAUAUCAAACCAAACCGGAAAUGUACGGACAAACGGAGCGAAUAUGUCUUGUAAGCAAUUUUUGUGCCUCACUUUUUGCUGGAGACUACGCACCCAUUGAUUAUAGUGAUGGUUCGGGUAUGAACUUAUUGGACAUCACGACACAUGACUGGUCGCAACAAUGUCUUGAUUAUUGUGCACCAGAUCUUCGAACAAAAUUAGGAGAAACGCUAAUUCCGACGCCCAGUGUUAUCGGAAAUAUAUCUCAAUAUUUUGUGGACAGAUAUGGGUUUAAUGUUGACUGUAAAAUAGUUUCAUUCACCGGUGAUAAUCCCGCGUCACUAAUAGGAAUGGGUUUACGUAAAGAUGAUGUCGCUGUCAGUCUUGGAACCAGUGAUACUGUAUUUUUGAGGCUCACAAACCCGAUACCAGCUCUCGAUGGUCAUGUUCUGUGCAAUCCAUUGGAUGAUAAUUCAUAUAUGGCACUGAUAUGCUUCAAGAAUGGUUCGCGAACUCGGGAAAGGAUUAGAAAUGACUGUUCUGAAGGAGAUUGGAGUCUAUUUAAUGAAUUACUUGAAUCCACUCCCAGAGGAAACUUUGGAAAUAUUGGAUUUUAUUUUGAUUUUAAGGAAAUAUAUCCCGUAAUUUCCGGUGACUUUCGUUAUAAUAAAUUUGAUUCUGAAGUUCAGAGAUUCUCCAAAGAGGUUGAAGUGAGAGCUUGUAUUGAAGGACAAUUCAUUCGGCUUCGAGUUCACGCCGAAAAUCUUGGAUACAAUAUUGGUCCCAAUACUCGUGUAUUGGCCACAGGAGGCGCAUCAGCGAAUCCAGCUAUGAUUCAGGCGUUGUCUGAUGUGUUCAACGCACCGGUCGUCCUGAAAGAACAGCCCAACUCUGCAGCUUUAGGCGCAGCAUAUCUCGCAAAAUACUCACUCAUUAAAAAUGAAAUGACAUUUGAAGAAAUGAUUGAAGAAACCAUUUCAGGUUUAGUGGCAGCUAAUCCAUCACUGGAUGCCUACAAUGUUUACACACCAUUAGCUCAAAGAUAUCGUAAACAAGAAAACGAAAUCGCAAAGAAAGCCAACCAUACAUUAAAUGUUUAACAAAUCAUUAUAUUUUGACAAUUUUUGAGAUUACUUUUGAUAC